CGUCCGAUAGCGGGCGGCAGAGGCUGGGCGGGGCUCCCGGCGCUCACGGGACGGUGCCGCCCUCCGAUCGCUACACCGCUUCUCUUCGGACCGUUAACCUCGAAUGAGGAACAAGCCGGGAGGGAAGGGAGGGGCUGCGGCGGCGCGGGCAAAGCCCGCCGGGCCCGGGGCCGGGAACGGCGAGGUCACGUAACGGCUACUCUGGCGUCUGGCCAGGGAAGGGGCGCCCUCCCCGGCAGCCAGAGCCCGCCUGCGCUUGCUGCGGCUCGGAAACAGUUACCAGCUUGUAAACAACAGCUGCGCGCGCACCCCGCAUCAGCUGGCGCCGGGAUCCCGCACCUGCGAAGUCCGUCCCUCAGCCGCGCCGCCCACUCCUAAUCAGCCAGGGCCAGCCCGCGAGGCCGUCUCCUCUUCUGCUAGGACCCGAAGGAAGAACCUCGAGGGGCUAACCAGUACCAGCGACCUGGUAGGGGAGAAAGCGUCUCCGGUCAAAGGGUUGACCGGUCCUGUCAAACGCAGGAGAAACCCAGAAAGCGGAUCGUGGCUUCAGUGGAGUAGCAACGACCUGCCACGACCCUGAACUGCAGUCCGAGUUGUCGCGAUCCGCUAGCCGCCUCCUCCCAGAUCCCAGGGACCUUUCUGCCAGAAAACCAGGCGGGCGGGCCACCCCCGUAGACCUCUCGGAGACAGGAAUCUGCUCUGCCCCUGUAUCCUCCUCUGCUCACCCUUCUGUCCUCAUUCUCCGUACAUUAGUGUGGGAUAUUUUUCUCGUUAUGCAUGCGCACCUCUCCCACAAGAUCAAAGUGGAUUAUCGGCCUCAAAAACCUCGGGUGGCUGUACACACACCUCCCAGCCAGACCUGUGAGGUAUUCACCUGAUAUACAACAGGUGGCCGGGUGUACACCGUUUCGCAAUCUGAUCUGCGCUAUAUUUGCAUGAUAAGGGUGGGCCCGCGCGCACUUUGCUCAACUAGAACCGUGGGACAUUUACUAGAUAAAGGACUAACUACCUCGGCCGAAACCGGGGGGUCGAGAGGAGAAAGGCGAACUCGUAAGACCAUGGCACUGAGCCCGCGGCCCUGGAUCAGGAGAGAUAGCUAGAAAGCUCUUCAUUCUGAAGGAACGAAGUUACAGGAGAUAGGCACCGUUUUGUUUUGUUUUUUCUUAAAUAUUUUUCAGCUACUGGUAGUGCACUCUCUAGGACACUGCUUGAAUUCUGAAUAUAAGGAUUCUUAUUUGGGGCUGUUUGUGUGGUGUAAAUCAAGAUAAUUAAGUUUUUUUUAAGUUUUCUAUUUUUGCGAUCAAAAGCAGCUAGCGUAGGAGGAAAGAUUUUGCGGGGUUUUUCUUUGCCCUUAUAAAGGAAAAGAAAAAUGCAUCCUCCAGAAACCACCACCAAGAUGGCUUCUGUUCGGUUCAUGGUGACACCAACAAAGAUCGAUGAUAUUCCAGGGAUGUCAGACACCAGCCCGGACCUCAGCUCCCGAUCCAGUUCCCGGGUAAGGUUUAGCUCCCGGGAAAGUGUGCCUGAAACAAGCCGUAGUGAGCCAAUGAGUGAGAUGUCUGGAGCCACCACUUCACUGGCCACUGUUGCACUGGAUCCAGCCAGUGACAGGACUUCUAACCCCCAGGAUGUUACAGAGGACCCGAGUCAGAACUCCAUCACAGGGGAACACAGCCAGCUGUUAGAUGAUGGGCAUAGGAAAGCUCGAAAUGCGUAUCUCAAUAAUUCCAAUUAUGAAGAAGGAGAUGAAUAUUUUGAUAAAAACUUGGCACUCUUUGAGGAAGAAAUGGACACCAGACCAAAGGUGUCUUCUCUCCUCAAUCGCAUGGCCAAUUACACUAAUCUGACUCAAGGAGCAAAGGAACAUGAAGAGGCAGAGAACAUCACUGAAGGGAAAAAGAAGCCCACCAAGACCCCCCAAAUGGGUACCUUCAUGGGUGUCUACCUCCCGUGUCUACAAAAUAUUUUUGGAGUGAUACUGUUUCUGCGCCUUACAUGGGUAGUGGGCACAGCUGGAGUUCUGCAGUCCUUUGCAAUUGUCCUUAUCUGCUGCUGUUGUACAAUGUUGACUGCCAUCUCCAUGAGUGCCAUUGCGACCAAUGGGGUGGUGCCAGCUGGAGGCUCAUACUUUAUGAUUUCCCGAGCACUGGGCCCAGAGUUUGGUGGGGCUGUUGGCCUCUGCUUUUAUCUUGGUACCACAUUUGCAGCAGCUAUGUAUAUCCUUGGUGCCAUUGAAAUUUUUUUGGUAUAUAUUGUCCCCCGGGCUGCCAUCUUUCGUAGUGAUGAUGCAUUCAAGGAGUCAGCAGCCAUGCUAAAUAACAUGCGUGUCUAUGGCACAGCCUUCUUGGUCCUCAUGGUAUUGGUGGUAUUCAUCGGCGUACGCUAUGUGAACAAGUUUGCCUCACUCUUUCUGGCCUGUGUCAUUGUGUCCAUCUUGGCCAUCUAUGCUGGAGCCAUUAAGUCGUCUUUUGCCCCUCCACACUUCCCGGUCUGCAUGCUGGGUAACCGCACCCUUUCAUCAAGACACAUUGACAUUUGCUCUAAGACCAAGGAAAUGAACAACAUGACAGUGCCAUCAAAGUUAUGGGGCUUCUUCUGUAACUCAAGUCAGUUUUUCAAUGCCACCUGUGACGAAUACUUUGUUCACAAUAAUGUCACUUCAAUCCAGGGCAUUCCUGGAUUGGCUAGUGGUGUCAUUACGGAGAAUCUUUGGAGUAAUUAUCUACCAAAGGGAGAGAUCCUUGAAAAGCCUUCAGCCAAAUCUUCUGAUGUUUUAGGGAGCUUAAAUCAUGAGUAUGUCCUUGUUGACAUAACCACCUCCUUCACUCUUCUGGUGGGGAUCUUCUUUCCCUCUGUCACAGGUAUCAUGGCUGGAUCAAACAGAUCUGGAGAUCUGAAAGAUGCUCAAAAGUCGAUUCCCAUUGGCACUAUCCUUGCCAUUCUGACCACCUCCUUUGUCUAUUUAAGUAAUGUUGUCCUCUUUGGCGCAUGUAUUGAAGGCGUUGUUCUCAGAGACAAGUUUGGGGAUGCUGUGAAAGGUAAUCUGGUGGUGGGUACCUUAUCUUGGCCGUCCCCGUGGGUGAUUGUCAUUGGCUCCUUCUUCUCAACCUGUGGGGCUGGACUUCAGAGCCUCACAGGUGCACCGCGGCUCCUACAGGCAAUCGCCAAGGAUAACAUCAUACCCUUCCUGAGGGUGUUUGGUCACAGCAAAGCCAAUGGGGAGCCUACGUGGGCUUUACUUCUGACUGCAGCCAUUGCAGAGCUGGGAAUCCUUAUCGCCUCCCUGGAUCUGGUGGCCCCAAUUCUCUCCAUGUUUUUUCUCAUGUGUUACCUCUUUGUGAACUUGGCUUGUGCCUUGCAAACAUUACUUCGAACACCCAACUGGAGACCCCGGUUCCGCUACUACCACUGGGCCCUUUCUUUCAUGGGAAUGAGUAUCUGUCUGGCUCUGAUGUUCAUUUCUUCCUGGUAUUAUGCCAUCGUAGCUAUGGUAAUAGCUGGUAUGAUCUACAAGUAUAUCGAGUACCAAGGAGCUGAGAAAGAAUGGGGUGAUGGUAUCCGUGGGCUGUCCCUGAGUGCAGCCCGAUUUGCUUUGCUUCGGCUGGAGGAAGGACCUCCACAUACUAAAAACUGGAGGCCUCAGUUGCUCGUGUUGCUGAAACUAGAUGAAGACUUACACGUCAAGCAUCCUCGCCUCCUCACCUUUGCUUCGCAGCUUAAAGCAGGAAAGGGUCUCACAAUCGUGGGUUCCGUUAUUGUGGGGAACUUCCUGGAGAACUAUGGGGAAGCUUUAGCUGCUGAGCAGACCAUAAAGCACCUAAUGGAGGCAGAGAAGGUGAAGGGAUUCUGCCAGCUGGUGGUCGCUGCCAAACUGAAAGAGGGCAUUUCCCACCUCAUCCAGUCAUGUGGCCUUGGGGGCAUGAAGCACAACACGGUGGUGAUGGGAUGGCCUAAUGGCUGGCGUCAGAGUGAAGAUGCUCGAGCUUGGAAGACUUUUAUUGGCACAGUGCGAGUGACAACUGCUGCCCACCUGGCCCUGCUGGUGGCAAAGAACAUCUCCUUCUUCCCCAGUAACGUGGAGCAGUUCUCUGAGGGCCACAUUGACGUGUGGUGGAUUGUGCACGACGGGGGGAUGCUCAUGCUGUUACCAUUCCUGCUCAAACAGCACAAGGUGUGGCGAAAAUGCAACAUACGGAUUUUCACAGUAGCCCAACUAGAGGACAACAGUAUUCAGAUGAAGAAGGACCUGGCCACCUUCCUGUAUCACCUGCGCAUUGAGGCAGAGGUGGAAGUGGUGGAGAUGCAUGACAGUGACAUAUCAGCUUAUACUUAUGAACGUACUCUGAUGAUGGAGCAAAGGUCCCAGAUGCUCCGGCACAUGCGACUGUCCAAAACAGAGCGGGACAGAGAGGCACAGCUGGUGAAAGACCGGAACUCGAUGCUAAGAUUGACCAGCAUUGGCUCUGAUGAAGAUGAAGAGACAGAAACCUAUCAGGAGAAGGUGCACAUGACUUGGACGAAAGACAAGUAUAUGGCAUCCCGGGGGCAGAAAGCCAAGUCAAUGGAAGGAUUCCAGGACCUGCUUAAUAUGCGUCCGGAUCAGUCCAAUGUGAGGCGAAUGCAUACAGCAGUGAAACUCAACGAGGUUAUAGUUAACAAGUCCCAUGAAGCAAAACUGGUUUUGUUGAAUAUGCCAGGGCCACCCCGAAACCCUGAGGGUGAUGAAAACUACAUGGAGUUCCUAGAAGUGCUCACCGAGGGGCUGGAGCGCGUCCUCCUUGUCCGCGGUGGUGGCAGUGAAGUGAUCACCAUUUAUUCCUAAUCUACUCCUUAAUGACUCUGCUUGGCUUCAUCUUUCCGAAAAGGCUUCCAUCCUCCAUGGAAGUGCCGGCUCUUUACUCCCACCCAUCAACUAGAGGCCUGUGUUCUGUGCACAGCACACUGAACUCUUGACGAGCUGAGCCUCAAGUACUUGUGUGAAAAAGUACAAAUAGAUCUGCACUUUGCUCCCAUAUGAUCUGCUAUCCUCACAGAAGAAGCAAAUAUUCCCUCAGCAUCAGAACAAUGGGCAAGUCCUAAAGCCAUGUCUAUACCAGCUGAAAGCAAUUAACAAGGUACACCAACCAGUCAAAUGAAUAGGCAGAAAGGAUUAGAAAUUCAACUGAAGACAAAAGGCAAGUAUAUAUCCAGCAUUAAAGAUGAGUCUCGGAAGUCAUGGUUCAUUGAUGACACCAUUAAGUCAGUCAGAGAAACAGCCGCAUCAUACGAAGGAAUUCAUGGCCAGUAUAUGGGGAUCUGACAUUCUGGUGAAGAUAACCUAUAGCAAGCCAAGAAGAAAACCUUUCUAAGCUAGUUUUCUUGAGUGUAUUCACUGUUCUCCACGACUCUAACUUUAUGUUAGGGUACUAAUAUGCAAAAACUGAAAUACGGCUGCUUCUUCCUCCAAAACGAGCUUUUCCCCAAAAUACCAGGUUUAAGUACACAUACUGCGUUGGUGUUUAUUUCAGUUGUUUCUCAAAACCCACUCUGUGGUUAAGACUUUAAUACAGGGAGUGUUACCAUGGAAAUUGUUUUUAAAAGUGGAGUAAAAGUUAUUUUUUCCAGGUUCUUUUCAAAUAACCAAACUAAGGAAACUCCAAAAGUUGGCUCUUGAGAUUUACUGAUAGUCUGGUUACCUACGUGACAUGGGCAAACAUACAAGCUGUUACCUGCUAGAGAUGAUGAUGCACAUAGACCAGUAGGUUCACAUUUCCUUCUCCCUUUUAUGCCCUCUGGGUUAGUAGGCACGGGUCAACAACCAUAGGAACAGCAGGAAGACUAGCUAAAAUCCUUCCCUAAAGGGUUUCUACUAUCUUUCUAAGGGGGGAUCCAACAAUGAAAUUGGAAGUUCUAGAGCCAUAUUCCUUCCGUAGUGCCAAAGGUAUUGAGCUGCUGGUACUCUGCUUACCUACUUCACCGAGUGGCAUGCAAUUGGCACUGGCCUGAUUCAAGAAACUUUUUUCACUAAGAACCCUGUAGACUCAUUUCUAAAGCCAUAGUGAAGAUCUGAGGCACUUACCUAAAUGCCCAGACUUGAGAACUUUCAAUUUUACUCUUCAUUCUGACUGCAGAAAGUUGGCUUUAAACCAAGAUUACCCAAGCCAAGUCUUCUGCUGUUGCAGUUUUAGCUCUAAAUGUGUCAAGGAAAUACUUGUGCAAACUUAACUUUUUAUUUGCUGAUUCACUGAUCACAUAACACCUGGCUUUCAAGCAUAGGGAAAUGACCCAGUGUGACUGAAUGGUAAUUUCAGAUAUAGGAAAUCUUCCUUUCUUUCACAGGAUACGUUAUUUAGAGAAACUAUCUUGCCUGUAGUCAUGUCUGCUUUUGAGUCUUACUAUAUUAAUGAUAAAUAGUGCCCCUUUUUUGAUUAUCCAACAGGUUAUGGAGCAAGCUGACUUAGGUGCCAGGAGACUAUUCAUUUGACCCUACAGAGGAGAAAACCCUUCAAUGUGGCUUAAGAAACUGAGUCAUUUCAAUUUGUUCCCUUUGCUUUUUCCACCUCCAGGCCCAGUCAGGGUAACAAAGCAGACAGAAUGUUUUUCAUUCUGCUCCUUCCUGCAGAGGGUAGAAGCAUUGUUUACAACUUGCAUUGCAACACUCCAUUGCUUAGUUGAGUCUAGCAGUAGUGGGACAGGUCCCCCAGGACCCAAGAUAUUAAACAUCCAUGCUCUCAAGGUUGGCCUGCCCAGGAUUUCCUCCGCAUAUACACACUCUCUGGCCAAAGUCAUAUAUAUAUUUUUCCAUAUAGAAAAAAUAUGGGCAGAAAUUAAGGUUAAUUUUAAAAGAGCUUUUUGUGAUUGGAGCUCCUUAAGAAUCUCUUAAAGGAAUAAGGGAAUUAGUGGCUGGAUACUAUAUAGCCACUACUACAGCCUCUAAAACAGAAAAUCACUGUUAUGUGGGAAAAUGGUUAUUAGGCCAGAUUUAAACUCCUCUCUGUCUAGAGCAUUUCAUGUCUAUAUGCUGCUUAUGUUGUUUGUCUGCAGUGUCUUGUCUUUUUUAAUCACUGCAAAUAAAGCAAUACCGAAAACUUGGUAAGAAUGCACCUUAGGGGAAGGGAUUUUGUUUCAAGAAGGAAGAGAAAGGAAAGAUCUCCUCCUGUCUUUUGAGUAAGAUCCAGCUUUUAAGUCUGAGCUAUGACUUUACCAGGGCAGGGUAUAACAUGCAUUCUCUACUUGCUGGCCCUCUGCCUUCUAUAGCUGUCUUAAAAGCUGAAGUUUGAACUGCGAUAUCUGCUUGACAGGUACUAGGUUCCUCUUGGCAGGGGGAAGAUCACCACUUUGCAUCUUCCAUUGCCUCAGAUUCCUGUGGCCCCAACGAUUCCUCCAGUCCUCAUUCCCCCUAAACAUGUUUAAAGUCCAUUAUUGUGGAUAUUAAAGUAGUAUUGUGGAUAUUACACUGUAAGCAUAUUUAUGUGCUCUUUUUUGGUCUGCUUUAUUUCUUUUCAUCAUGUAUAAUCAGAAUCCAGCAUUAGUUUCUCACAUCUUCCACAAGUGUCUCCAACAGAAUCUUUACGUCCCAGCUUGUGUUAAAUAAAAGUGAAAUACUAAGGAAAGUAGAUUUAAGGGAAACUUGUACAACUUUUUUUAAGCAUUAUUCUCAGCCAUUUAAUUUAUUGAAAGGAGAUGCUGCUGUGGUUCUUGAUUUAGCAGCAACCAUUCUUUUGUUUACAUAGUUAUGGUUUUAUUUGUUGUUUUGCUCUAUACUGGAAACAUAAAUAAAGUUUUCUACAUUAUUUUCA
Molecule: messenger RNA, 7778 nt
Organism: Rhinolophus ferrumequinum (greater horseshoe bat)
Lineage: Eukaryota; Metazoa; Chordata; Mammalia; Chiroptera; Rhinolophidae
Gene: SLC12A6
Product: solute carrier family 12 member 6
Exons: 25
Coding region: 1370-4822 (1150 amino acids)
Biological process (GO): chloride transmembrane transport; potassium ion import across plasma membrane; chemical synaptic transmission
Cellular component (GO): membrane
Molecular function (GO): potassium:chloride symporter activity
Source: RefSeq, a predicted model, not a curated record